Australozyma saopauloensis is the source of this 1971-nucleotide messenger RNA. RefSeq names its product pre-rRNA-processing protein ESF1. Gene Ontology annotation, biological process: rRNA processing. The record is from RefSeq and is a predicted model, not a curated record. Lineage: Eukaryota; Fungi; Ascomycota; Pichiomycetes; Serinales; Metschnikowiaceae. Gene Ontology annotation, cellular component: nucleus. The transcript has a single exon. The coding region runs from base 1 to 1971 and encodes 656 amino acids. Gene Ontology annotation, molecular function: RNA binding.
AUGGGUAAGAAAACCCCAAAGGGCUUGUCUGCCGAUGAUAGAUUCAAAUCUGCCAGUUUUGAUCCCAGAUUCAAUCUUCCCAGUUUGAAAAAGAACAAAGUCAAGGUCGAUGAGCGUUUUUCAAAAGAGGAAAUCAGAAAACUUAACGCAUCCGCAACCGGCAAAAAAGCCAAAGUUGAUAGAUAUGGUAGAAAAAUAACGAAGAAUGAAGAUUCUGAUUUCGAUAAAUAUUUCGAAGAGGAAAAGCCGGAAGUUGAGGAAAACGAGGACUCUGAAGAUGCCUCUCAAUCAGAGACUGAGGGCGAGUCAAGUGAUGAGGGUGAAGAAAGUGCAAAGCAAGGACAGCUCGAAGUUGCAAAAGCUCCUCAUGUUGAAUCGGAGAGUGAAGACGAGCUGAGUGCCGAGGUCUUUAUUGACAGAGCAAGAGGAGAAGGUUUACAAUCUGAGCUGAGCUCGGAGGACUCAGAUCUGGACUCCGACUCCGAGGCUGAGUCCGAGGAAAUUGAGCUUGAAGAAGAAAAGCCAGAGGAAGGUGACCCUUCGGCCACCUUCGCAGUUGUUAACCUAGAUUGGGAGAAUGUUCGGGCAGUCGACUUGAUGUCUACAUUUGCUUCCUUCGUUCCAAAGGGUGGAAACAUCAAGUCGGUGACAAUUUAUCCCUCAGAAUUCGGUAAGGAGCAAAUGCAAAAAGAGGAAGUGGAGGGUCCUCCCAAAGAAUUGUUCAGGAGCAAGAAGAAAAAGGCCGAGGAAUCUGAUUCUGAUGAUGAUCUUGAUCUUGACUUAACAAACAAAGAAGACUUAGAAAAAGCAGCCAGAAAGCUUUACCAGGAGGACAAUGGUGAAGAGGACUACGAUUCAAAAGCCUUGCGUAGAUAUCAACUCCAAAGAUUGAGAUAUUACUACGCAGUUGUCAGAUGUGACAGUAUAGCUACAGCCAAAAACAUUUAUGAGAACUGUGAUGGCUCUGAGUAUGAAUCGACUGCAAACAUAUUCGACUUGAGGUAUGUUCCUGCUGAGAUGGAGUUCGAUGAGGAAGAUGCCAAGGAGGUCUGUACAAAAAUUCCUUCUUCGUACCGUCCGGACUCAACCUUUGUCACUGAUGCUUUGCAACAUUCUAAGGUGAAAUUGACGUGGGAUGAGACUCCAAAGGAGAGAUUGACUUUGUCGACUAGACUGUUUUCACAGAAAGAAAUCGAUGACAUGGAUUUCAAGGCAUACCUCGCCUCAGACAGUGACGAAAGUGAGGCUGAGGAUUCUUUGGCAAAAGACAAAUACAAGAGCCUAUUAGGCGGAAAAUUCUCUUUUGACAAUGGCAAUGCUCAAGAGGAAGAGGAUGAUGUUGACAUGGAAAUCACAUUCAACCCAGGACUUAAUGAGGAAGCCCCAGAAGAGCCUGAAGCUAAGGAAGAGACCACAAUUGAGGCUUACAAGAGAAAGGAGAAAGAACGUAGAGAGAAAAGAAUGGAGAAGUUCAAAGCUAAGAAUGAUGAAGAUGAUCAAGAUGCUACAGGUCUGAAGAAGGACGCAAGCAAGAAGGGCAAGAAGCAUGACAAGAAGAAGACUCGUCGCGACUCCAAGGGUCAAGCCGAGUUAGAGUUGCUCAUGAUGAACGAAGAUGACACUCAGACCAAUGAAGACCAUUUCAGUAUGAGAGACGUUGUUAAGGCUGAGAAAAAGAAGGGUAAGAAGAAGGGUAAGAAGAACUAUGACGAAGAUCUUGUUCAAGAUGACUUCAAGCCAGAUGUCACAGACGACCGUUUCAAGGAAGCCUUCGAGAGUCAUGAGUUCGCUAUAGACCCAACAAGCAGUGAAUUCAAGAAGACCAAUGCUAUGAAAGAGAUUUUGAAAGAGAGAAGCAAGAGACUGCGUAAGUCUGAUGGAGCCAAGCCCAAGCACAAAAAAAUGAAGGCUUCGGAGAAGCUGGGAGCUGAAUUGAAGACAUUGGUCUCGAAACUCAAACAGAAAAAGUAA